CUUUGUUAUCAGCAGUAAAACAAGAUGUGUAAAAGUGUUGAAAAUUAUGAUAACAAAACUAUAUAUGGGACCAAUUACUAGCAUUCACGUAUAAAUACUCAUUUGUCAGUUUUGAAUACAUUUUGAUUGAAAAACAUUAUGCAAGAAAAUGCGUGUUUUUUUAUUCGUUUAAUUUAAAUUGUUUAUAUGUCUUAGUGAACUCCUUUCCUUUUCUAUAAUUCUACGCUAAUAUUCAAGUAUUCAUUCCACUCUCAAUAUUGAAAAAAUUAUAAAAUUAUAUUUUCAUAAAGAAAUAAAAUAAAAUGGCGGAAACAGACCAAAGUCCCCCGACAGCGCCGCCACGAGGUCUCGCCGCAUUUAAGAACCAUGUUCUAGCACAUAAAAUAGAUGUCGGUCUGUGGGCGACUCGUGUAGCCACCAUAUUGUUCUCUCUGGGAUAUAUUAUUCCAGUCUUUGGUAAUCCUUACCAGUCAUACUACAAGGCUUUAAUGGCCAAUGCCGCUACUUCAGCUCUGAGACUACAUCAGCGACUACCACAGGUUCAAUUUAACCGUGAGUUCCUGUUCCAAUUCCUGCUUGAGGACUCUGCUCACUACCUGUUCUACAGUAUAAUAUUUCUAUACGCUGCACCAAUCACAAUGGUCCUAUCUCCUGUUUUCCUGUUUUCUAUUCUACAUUCAGCAUCCUACUCACUUACCCUACUAGAUACCCUAGGUCAGAACUCCUGGUGGGGUGCUAGAAUGCUGAUCAGCUUUGUAGAACUUCAAUCUAGGAAUCUUCUCAGAAUGGCGUCGUUUACUGAAAUAUUCCUAAUGCCACUAGUGAUAUUCCUCAUAAUGUCAGGACAAACCACCUUGGUGACUCCGUUCCUAUACUACCGCUUCCUUGGACUCAGAUAUAGUUCCAGAAGGAACCCCUACUGCAGGACAAUGUUCCAUGAGCUCCGGCUGGUGAUGGAGCAGUUCGCCUACAGUGCCAAGUGCCCGGGGAUGCUCAAGACAAUGAUUCACAAGGUGAUUCAAGUUGUGAGUAACCUGGCUCCAGCAACUGCUUAAAACACAGAUUCAGCCUAUAUCUAAAGUAUCUAGGGGCAGACUUACUUUUUGGAAAAUCAAUUCUGGAUAAAAUCGCUGCUAGUUAAAUUUUGAGUCAUUUUUGAUGUUAUCCAAAUAAACCAAGAGUUUUUUUUAAAUAGCUGUGUUGUAUGUCGUCUUAUAUUAUUAAAUACUCAAGUAUUUUUUAAAUAGAUGUGUUGUAUGUCGUCUUAUAUUAUUAAAUACUCAAGUAUUUUUUACUCCGCACCUUGUUCCUUAAGUGUUGGCAUUAACCGCUACAAUGUAGCACUGUAAUUAAAUUUGAUUAUUAAUGAGGGAGAUUGUUUUGUGCUGCACACAAAUUUUAGUAUUAUUUUGUUACAACUUUUUCUAUAGUUCAUUCUUUUUUGAACCCUGUGCGGGAAAUUUGUUUUGUGAUUUCGUGGAUUUAACCAUUUUCGCAACUUUGCGAAUUUUACUCUAAUGCCAGUUUGAGGAUUCCUAAAUCCAGCACAUUGGAAAAAGAUAAAUGUGAUUCGUGUUAAUUGUUGAAAGUAAAUAAUUAUUUGAUAUUUUAUCUGAUGUUUUCUUUUUUUCAGA
Molecule: messenger RNA, 1634 nt
Organism: Eurytemora carolleeae
Lineage: Eukaryota; Metazoa; Arthropoda; Copepoda; Calanoida; Temoridae
Gene: Kr-h2
Product: Krueppel homolog 2
Exons: 10
Coding region: 303-1055 (250 amino acids)
Biological process (GO): membrane organization; endoplasmic reticulum tubular network organization
Cellular component (GO): endoplasmic reticulum; membrane
Source: RefSeq, a predicted model, not a curated record